AGGCCCGACUGGUCACCUGGGUCCCUCCGAGGGCGCAAGGAUCCCGGCGGGCAUGACGGGGGCUGGAGGGGGCCUCGGGGCCUGGGGGCGCCUGGUGCUGCUGGGCCUGUGCGUCUGGAUGGGAGCCAAGGCAGCCGGAUCCCUGGCAGGCGCUGAUGGGAGGGGUCUAUCUGGUCUCCUGAGGGGAUUAGGGACCCAGUUUGCUCCCCAAUUCCCAGCACCCAAGGCCGCUGUCAGGAACCUGAAUGUGUGGCAUCAGACCAGCAGCUCCAUCACCCUGCGCUGGGACCCCCCGGAAGACCCCACCCUGCAGAACUACACCUACUGGGUCAGGUGCACCGGAGACGGUGGCAAAAAUGAAAUCGGAAGCACGACAGACGUCACUUACACGGCGGAGGGACUCGAACCCGCGUCCCGCUAUGAGUUGUCCGUGUGGGUGGAGGGAGGUGGAGCCAGCAGCUCCGAGGCGACCCUCAGUGCCAGCACAGGCUUCCUGGGCCCAGCAGGGAAGGAAGGCCUGGACAUGUGGGCCCAGAGUCCACGGCUGAUUCCCUCUCCUGUCCCCUCCUCAGCCCCCAACCCCGUCAGGGACCUGACCGUGGAGAGUCAGACCACCAGCUCCAUCAGCCUGCGCUGGACAGCUCCCCAGGGCCCGGAUCACCCUCCCUACACCUACUGGGUCUCCUGGACCAUGGAGGGCGGGGUUGCCACUAGGCCCCAGAACACCCCGGAUACCAGGAUCACAGUGGACGCAAUGGAAGCUGGGACCCUGUACACCUUCACCGUGUGGGCGGAGAGGAACGGAGUCAACAGUAGCAAAGAGACCCUCAUGGGGGCCACAGCUCCUAACGAGGUCACAGCUCUGCAGAAGGAAACGCAGACCAACAACUCAAUCGCCCUGCGGUGGGAGGCCCCGGCAGACCCCCGCUCUCAGCUCUACAUAUACUGUGUCCGGUGGGCCGGUGGGGGACCUCCCCAGGGGGAAGGACACCCCCAAGCACACCAGGUCGACCAGAUAGCCAGGACCAAAGAGACUUGGUAUGUGGUGAAGGGCCUGGAACCUGGGACUCCAUAUAACUUCAGCGUGUGGGCGGAGAGGAGCGAUGUAGCCGGUGCCACACAGAGCCUCCGCGCAUCCACAUACCCAGACCCUGUCACCAUCAUCUCCUGCACCAGCAUCUCUGGUGGCUAUGGGGUCACCCUGACCUGGACCUGCCCCCGGGGCGGCUAUGAGGCCUUUCAGCUGCACGUGGGCGGGCAGCAGGUCUCCGGGGACCAAGCCUCCUGCGGGAAGGACAGGGGCAUGUCCGUGUCCAACCUCCAGCCCGCUCAGUCCUACACAGCCACGGUCAAGACCAUCUGGGACGGACUGAGGGCCCCAGCUGCCUCCGUGACCUGCCACACGGAGAGUGCAGGUGAGCACAGCCCCAGGGGACACACAGUCUCUCCAGGCCCCCUCAGGCCCUGCGCGGACGGAGUCUGACCUACC
Myotis lucifugus (little brown bat) is the source of this 1489-nucleotide messenger RNA. Its product is annotated as receptor-type tyrosine-protein phosphatase H-like. Bases 53 to 1483 code for a protein of 476 amino acids. Gene Ontology annotation, molecular function: protein binding. The transcript is spliced from 6 exons. The record is from RefSeq and is a predicted model, not a curated record. NCBI's taxonomy places the organism in Eukaryota, Metazoa, Chordata, Mammalia, Chiroptera, Vespertilionidae.